Molecule: messenger RNA, 429 nt
Organism: Diaporthe batatas
Lineage: Eukaryota; Fungi; Ascomycota; Sordariomycetes; Diaporthales; Diaporthaceae
Exons: 2
Coding region: 1-429 (142 amino acids)
Source: RefSeq, a predicted model, not a curated record
AUGGCUCAAGAUGGGAUAGACAACGACUCGGGCGGACUCUUCAACAUCUCCAUCUCUGACUCUGAAGGCGAGGACGGCGGCAUCGACACGAGCCACGGCAUCGCCGCCUCCUCCAAGAAGGAGAACCGCACCGGCCAGUCCCUGGAGGCAUUCCGGGCCGUCAAGAGCGGAUACCGGGCCAAGGUUGAGAACGGCGAGAUAUGGAAGUCUGUGGAUGUGCCGCUGGGCCCUCGCAAGGUACCGAAGCACGAGGCCCAGGAGCUGCUUCACGCUGUGGAGGAGCUCUACUUCUUCCGCAGGUUCGAGGAGGCUGUGUCGCUCGUCGCCAAGAUCUUUGAGGGCGAGGGUGGUGGGGAUGGACUUGAUGGGGAUGUCCGAAGUUUGCUGACGACCUACGAGAAGAAAUGCAAUGAGAAGUUGGGUCGGUAG